This is a messenger RNA of Orbilia oligospora ATCC 24927, 1053 nucleotides long. RefSeq lists its product as uncharacterized. NCBI's taxonomy places the organism in Eukaryota, Fungi, Ascomycota, Orbiliomycetes, Orbiliales, Orbiliaceae. Gene Ontology annotation, molecular function: guanyl-nucleotide exchange factor activity; translation initiation factor activity. The record is from RefSeq and is a predicted model, not a curated record. Gene Ontology annotation, cellular component: eukaryotic translation initiation factor 2B complex. Gene Ontology annotation, biological process: translational initiation. The transcript has 7 exons. The coding region runs from base 1 to 1053 and encodes 350 amino acids.
AUGGCUGCGGUUGCUACUGCCACUCUUCCAAAAUUGGAGGUACCUACUCCAACCGAUGGAGUCGUCAUCGUUGACCCAUCCACAGCAAAGCCAGGAGUUGUCCAGUUGAACACUGGUGAAUUCGACAUCCGAGAAGUGUACCUCACCUACUUACGAAAUGACCAUGAUCUCACUAUGCCGGUUGCGGCCAUCAAAUCUCUUGUGGACCUCGUCGAACGUAUAAAUUCACAGACGACAGCUGAGUUCCUCGAUGUUCUCAACCGGGGUAUCGAUGCCCUCAAAGAAUCAAUUCGUAAUCCUAUAUCGCUCUCGGCAGGCUGUGACCUGUUUCUUCGCUUCAUCGUCCGGUUCCUUCGGCAUUCCCAGUCCAUGCCAAAGCUCGUCGCGCAUCUUAAGCAGAGCUACAAGCUUUUUGGCACGAGGGCUAAGGACUCUCGAAAAAAGCUCGCCAAUAUUGGAUCGAAAUUCAUUACUGAUGGGUGCACGAUCAUGACUAUUUCUUAUAGCAGAGUUGUGUUGGGAAUGAUGGAUGUUGCUUUGAAAAAUCACAUUAGAUUCCAGGUUGUUGUCACUGAAGGCUCUGGCGGAAAGAGACUUGCCUCGAUCCUGAGAGAAAGGGGAGUUCCGGUGGCAAUUAUUCCGGAGGGAGCCGUUGGUUACGCCAUGAACAAAGUCGACUUUGUCCUCAUAGGUGCAGAAGGAGUUGUCGAGAACGGGGGCAUUAUUAAUGUCCUUGGAACUUGCCAGAUGGCGACCCUUGCGAAAGCAGCAGGCAAGAGCAUUUACGCUGUUUGCGAAACCCACAAAUUUGUUCGCUUGUAUCCCAUCGACUCAUAUGACCUGCCCAUUACUCAAACCGUGAUCAACUUUUCGCUCGAUGACACAAAAGAGCAACAACCGGCCAAGAAGGAUACAAUUGAGGAAGCCGAGCGAAUUGGCAACGAUAGAUUUGUAGAUUUCACACCGCCAACACUGCUGACUGCCAUCAUUACUGAGGCAGGUGUCCUUACACCUAGUUCUGUAAGCGAAGAGCUCCUUAAAAUCUGGUUUUGA